AUGAUGAGAUUGAGCAUUUCUAUCAGCAUAUGUCACCAUCGCCCACAGAGCAUGCGCUGCGUUUACAAGUGGUUUCGCGAAUCGAGAGCGUCGUCCUGGAUUUAUGGCCAUGUGCUCAAGUCGAAGUUUUCGGCUCCUUCCGAACUGGUUUAUAUCUUCCUACAAGUGACAUCGAUCUUGUAGUCUUAGGCCGAUGGGAAAGAUUACCAUUGCACACACUUGAGUCUGAAUUAGUUGUUAGAGGCAUUGCUGAGCAGAACACUGUAAAAGUUUUAGAUAAAGCUUCGGUACCAAUUGUUAAACUCACAGACAGAGAGACACAGGUGAAAGUUGACAUAUCAUUUAACAUGUCUAGUGGUGUACAGUCAGCAGAAUUGAUAAAAGAAUAUAAGCGCAAAUAUCCCGUUUUAUCAAAAUUAGUGCUUGUAUUAAAACAAUUUCUACUUCAGAGGGAUUUAAAUGAAGUCUUCACUGGAGGAAUAUCAUCAUACAGUCUGAUUUUAAUGUGCAUUAGUUUUUUACAGUUACAUCCAAGAAGAGAUUUAUUCAAUAAUGAAUCUAAUUUAGCUGUACUUCUCAUAGAGUUUUUUGAAUUAUAUGGACGUAAAUUUAAUUAUGUAAAAACAGGAAUCAGUAUUAAAAAUGGUGGCAGUUAUAUAAGAAAAGAAGAUAUGCAAAAGGAUAUGGUAGAUGGGCACAGACCUUCAUUAUUAUCUAUAGAAGAUCCUUUGACUCCAGGAAAUGACAUUGGAAGAUCAAGUUAUGGAGCAUUGCAAGUUAAACAGGCAUUUGAUUAUGCUUAUAUUAUAUUAACGCAAGCCGUUUCACCAUUAAAUGAUAUUUUUAAUGAUUGUAAUAAACAUUCAAUAUUAGGCCGAAUAAUAUUGGUUACAGAUCAGGUGAAAGAAUAUCGAGAUUGGGUUGCAGAUAUGUUUGAAGGAAAAUAUGCAAUUCGUAACAAUGCAUUACGUGCAGCUAGUGAGAGAGGAGGUGGCAGUACUUGUAGCCUAGACAGUAGUGGUGAUUCGCCAAUGGACAGUGAAGCAGAGUCGAAUCCUGCAAGUCGUGAUAACUCUCCAAAUAACAACAGAUCAGGUUGUUCGAGUGGACCUGAUCAUCAAAUGCCAUUAGGAACAGGCAACACUUGGGUUAAUCAUACAACAAGCAGAAUUAGGCGUUCUUUUCCUAAUGUGCCACCUAAGAAAAACAAAGAUAACAUUAAUUGUAGAAAUAGUAGAAACAGAGAUUAUAACAAUAUUGAUGAGAGGAAACAACAUUUAGAAAGAGACAAUGACUUCUGCUAUAACAACAGAUAUAAUCAUCAAAGCAAUAUGAAAAAGCAGCAAAAACUCAAGAAAAGAAUGGCAAAUACUUCUCUUACCAAUUUUGACAGUAAAGGUCCUAAAGCUAGCCAAAGAAAUUCACAAGACUUCUCGCGAUGAUGAAAUUAGAUUCUUUAUUAUGGUAAAAGUAGGGUGAGUCAUUGGAUAAAAUUUCCUGAUUAGUUAUAAGUGUUAUUAAGUCUCUACAAUGAGAUUGAAUUCUAAUAUAGGUAUUAAUAUUAGUUUAAUUUAUUAUAAGUAUAUUGACAAUGUCCAUUGCAUUAUUCUGCCAAUGAAAUGGAAUAUGCAAACUUACUUAAUUUUGUACAUAAGUA
Ctenocephalides felis (cat flea) is the source of this 1657-nucleotide messenger RNA. RefSeq names its product non-canonical poly(A) RNA polymerase protein Trf4-1-like. Gene Ontology annotation, biological process: RNA 3'-end processing. Bases 30 to 1442 code for a protein of 470 amino acids. Gene Ontology annotation, molecular function: poly(A) RNA polymerase activity; mRNA binding. Gene Ontology annotation, cellular component: TRAMP complex; nucleolus. The transcript has 6 exons. The record is from RefSeq and is a predicted model, not a curated record. Lineage: Eukaryota; Metazoa; Arthropoda; Insecta; Siphonaptera; Pulicidae.